AUGUAGAAAAGAAUAAACAGAGAGAGCAAUAGUUGGUGAGCACUGAGCACCACCCGGGGCCAUUACCAUUACUCUUCAACUUAACUACCCGGAAGUCAUAAUAUUUGGUCCUCCAUAAAUCAAUCGAUCAAAUGCGAGGGAUUGAAAUUUGGUUUCACGAUACGAUCGCAUCUGGCGAAUCGGCGGUUGAUAGUAAUGUAGGAGGAGGAGGAGGAUUGUUUCUGGAACAAUCUGUAGUUUGUUUCACAUGGGAUCGGUGGACCGCAAAUUCCUCCACGCGCUUUAUGUCGGUGUCUCUCUCACGUGCCAAGGGAACAACAACUACUCCUCAACCUCCUGCUUUUCUUCAUGAUUCGAGUAAGCCUAAUUUCGGCGGACCCCAACAUAGUGCUUCUUCUGAGGAUGAAGCGACGUCGUUUCCGGUGGUUGAUCAAUUUAAGCUCAACAACAAGAAGAAGAAGAAAUUGAGUGGUGGAGCAAGUGCUUUUAACACGUCUAAGCAUCUUUGGGCUGGAGCUGUUUCCGCUAUGGUUUCCAGAACUUUUGUUGCUCCACUUGAGAGACUAAAGCUCGAGUAUAUUGUUCGGGGUGAGCAGAAGAAUCUUAUUGAGCUUAUCAAGUCAAUAGCUGCCUCUCAAGGCCUGCGGGGAUUUUGGAAAGGCAAUUUUGUCAAUAUUCUUCGGACUGCUCCAUUCAAGGCUAUUAAUUUUUACUCCUAUGAUACAUAUAGAAAUGAACUACUUAAAAUAACAGGAAAUGAGGAGACAACAAACUUUGAAAGGUUUGUUGCUGGUGCUGCAGCAGGAAUUACAGCAACAGUUCUCUGCAUACCAAUGGACACAAUCAGAACAAAGAUGGUAGCUCCUGGGGGCGAAGCUCUGGGUGGUGUGAUUGGUGCUUUCCGCCACAUGAUACAGACUGAAGGAUUCUUCUCGUUAUACAAAGGUCUGGGACCUUCCAUAAUAAGCAUGGCACCGUCAGGUGCUGUUUUCUAUGGAGUAUAUGACAUUUUGAAGUCGGCUUAUCUGCAUUCACCUGAAGGGAGACAAAGAAUUCAACAUAUGCAGCAACCAGACCAGGAAUUAAAUGCUUUUGAACAACUGGAGUUGGGUACUAUUAGAACAUUAAUGUAUGGUGCGAUCGCUGGAGCUUGUGCGGAGGCUGCUACAUACCCAUUUGAAGUGCUGAGAAGACAGCUUCAGAUGCAAGUCAGGGAAACAAAGAUGAGUGCGGUAGCUACAUGUGUCAAGAUACUGGAGCAAGGUGGGAUUCCUGCACUUUAUGCAGGAUUGACUCCCAGUUUAUUACAGGUUUUACCAUCAGCUGCCAUUAGUUACUUAGUGUACGAAUUUAUGAAGGUGGUUCUCAAAGUGGAAUCAUAGUCAAGAUACAUCCAGUAGCGUGACGAGGAUAAAGCCUGUUUGCAAGGCGCACUUGUCAAAUUAUCUGUGGUUCUACACAAAUCGGGUGUUCAACAUAACAUAUCUUUGUUGAAGGAAUUUAAUGAAAAAUUUAAUUAACCUAGAUUAACUUUUGGCGUAUUUGAAUCUCAGCUAAAAGCUGCUGAUGCUUUUUGGACAACUUUGACUAAGCAGUUAAAUGUAAUUUAGGGGUGUUUGGUUAAGUUUAAAGUAAGUUCAUUAUCGUCUCAAAUGAAAUAAGCAGGUUAUGAUUUAUAA
Molecule: messenger RNA, 1679 nt
Organism: Daucus carota subsp. sativus
Lineage: Eukaryota; Viridiplantae; Streptophyta; Magnoliopsida; Apiales; Apiaceae
Product: probable mitochondrial adenine nucleotide transporter BTL3
Exons: 4
Coding region: 132-1382 (416 amino acids)
Biological process (GO): transmembrane transport
Source: RefSeq, a predicted model, not a curated record